Messenger RNA from Daphnia carinata, 1320 nucleotides. RefSeq names its product serine/threonine-protein phosphatase PGAM5, mitochondrial-like. The record is from RefSeq and is a predicted model, not a curated record. Gene Ontology annotation, cellular component: mitochondrion. NCBI's taxonomy places the organism in Eukaryota, Metazoa, Arthropoda, Branchiopoda, Diplostraca, Daphniidae. The transcript has 5 exons. Bases 135 to 974 code for a protein of 279 amino acids. Gene Ontology annotation, biological process: positive regulation of mitochondrial fission.
GUAUCGUAUUCGGUCCUUCAAUGUGUCAAGUUAAAUUGUUGUCCUGAGCUUUCUCUAGAUUGUUUGUAUAAUAAUCACUGCAGCUCGCGUAUCCUUUCGUUUUUGCCUCGAGAUAUUAACAUCAAUAGAACAAAAUGCGACUGCUGCGUAAGAUUAAAUACAUCAUCGCAGCUGGGGCUGCUGGUGGCGUAUUGGCAAGCUAUCUUGCCGUAAGUGCAGCAGAGGUCGCCCUUGAAGAAAAGUAUAGGGAAGACCCUGCUUUGUUUGCCAAUCAAAAUUCAAGGUCCAAAUGGGAUUUCAACUGGGACAGGCAAGAACCACACACUUUGGUUAAACCGUCCAAGUCUGGAUCAGUUGAUAGCGAAAAAGUAGAGAAGGUAAAACCAACAGCAACGAGAAAUCUUAUCUUGAUUCGUCAUGGCCAGUAUAAUUUAAAGGGUGCAAAAGAUGAAGAACGAUACCUUACUGCUUUGGGUAUUGAGCAGGCAGAUCAUACUGGAAAGCGUUUGAAAGAGUUGGCUAAGCCAUACACAUCUAUAGUGCAAUCAUCCAUGUGCAGGGCUAGAGAGACAGCCAAAGUCAUUUCCGGUCACCUACCUAAUGUGCCUGUAAAUACUUGUGACUUGCUUCAAGAAGGGGCUCCUUUUCCUCCAGAGCCCCCAGUCGGUCACUGGAAGCCAGAGAUGCAUCAGUUUUAUCGAGAUGGCGCGAGAAUAGAAGCUGCUUUCAGAAAAUACUUCCACAGAGCCGAUGCUUCCCAAAAAGAAGACAGUUACGAAAUCCUCGUGUGCCACGCCAACGUUAUCCGCUACUUUGUUUGCAGAGCUUUACAGUUGCCUCCUGAGGCCUGGUUACGUAUGAGUCUCCAUAACGCGAGUAUCACCUGGAUUGCCAUCCGACCUUCCGGACGCGUUGUUUUACGAGCUCUUGGCGAUUGUGGCCAUCUUCCACCCGCUAAACUUACCACGACGUGACGUCUGCAUGGUGAUCAGUAGAUGAUGUAACAGCAAUGCUCGGAGUAGAAUUCGGUAAAACGCAAUACUUGCAAACAGCUAACUACCAUCUUUUCUUGUGACAUCAUUAGAAACUGCUAGCAUUGUGGGCUUUUCAUUUUCUUUCUCCAGCAAUGACGAAGCACAUGCCGUUGUUUUUAUUUCGGAACCAAUAAAAAAUAUGCGAUCGCUCGUAUGAACUCAAAACACUUGGCUAUGAUCUUUGCCCAUGGCCUAGUUUGCUCCCUUGUUUCCUAGUCCCAGUCGAAUUCCAUAUUUAUCCUGACUCAAAGUCCAUAAAUCUCUUUCCAGUCACGCCUUCGUCUUU